CUCCGCGUUGUUCCGGCGGAUGGAGCUGACUGCAGAAUGAAGCAGGAACAUCAGGAGCUGAUCCUGGAGCUGUGCUCGGCGAGGAGUCUGAGGGUGGGGGAGAAGAUCCAGACUCUGUGGAGUGGAUACGGUCAGAUCCUCAGGGUUUAUCUGCAGGGCUGCGAUCGCCAGUCUGUGGUGGUGAAACUCGUGAUGUUUCCUCAGGAGGGUGAACAUCCGGGAGGAUGGAACACGGACAUCUCGCACCAACGCAAAGUCCGGUCCUACCAGGUGGAAACUCACUGGUACCAGAACUACAGCACUAAUGAACACUGCCGGAUCCCAGAAUGCAUUGCGGCGCGGUCGAUUGGCGAGGACCUGCUGAUAGUUCUGGAGGAUCUGGACGCGGCCGGUUUUCCUGAAAGGAAGACCAGCGUACGGGACUCUGAGAUAAAGUCCUGCCUCCGCUGGAUCUCCAGCUUCCACGCUCUGUUCCUCGGUGUCCCCCCGCAGGGUCUCUGGCCGGUGGGCACCUACUGGCACCUGGAGACUCGCCCGGAGGAGCUGGAGGCCAUGGGAAACCGGGAACUGAAGGCGGCGGCGGCGGAGAUCGACUCCGUACUCAACCGCUGCCGCUUCAAGACCAUCCUGCACGGAGACGCCAAGCUCGCCAACUUCUGCUUCUCCGAGGACGGCUCGCGAGUCGCCGCCGUCGACUUCCAGUACGCGGGGGGUGGCUGCGGGAUGAAGGACGUGGUCUACUUCCUGGGCAGCUGCAUGGACGAGCGACAGUGCGAGAGACGAGUCCCCGGGUACCUGGACUUCUACUUCUCGGAGCUCAGAGGGGCGGUGGGACAGAAGGUGGACUUUGCGGCGCUGGAGGACGAGUGGAGGAGUUUGGUCGCUUUCGCGUGGACCGACUUUCACCGCUUCCUCCUCGGCUGGAUGCCGGGACACCAUAAGAUCAACAGGUACAGCAAGACACUAACACAGGAAGUCCUGAAGAGGCUCGCCCAGAGAUCUGAUAAACCCAAGUGAAGAUCUAGAGGACCUCUCCUCUCUAAGACUCUCUAGGAAACUGGACAUCAUUAAUAUAUAUA
Astyanax mexicanus (Mexican tetra) is the source of this 1079-nucleotide messenger RNA. RefSeq names its product protein kinase-like domain containing (gene pkdc). The record is from RefSeq and is a predicted model, not a curated record. The transcript has 3 exons. Bases 37 to 1017 code for a protein of 326 amino acids. NCBI's taxonomy places the organism in Eukaryota, Metazoa, Chordata, Actinopteri, Characiformes, Acestrorhamphidae.